Messenger RNA from Fomitiporia mediterranea MF3/22, 489 nucleotides. RefSeq lists its product as uncharacterized. NCBI's taxonomy places the organism in Eukaryota, Fungi, Basidiomycota, Agaricomycetes, Hymenochaetales, Hymenochaetaceae. The transcript is spliced from 5 exons. The coding region runs from base 1 to 489 and encodes 162 amino acids. The record is from RefSeq and is a predicted model, not a curated record.
AUGGCCAACCAUACAGCUCACUACGAACUUUCUCAUAGCCUUCUCGCUCGUUCCGAUGUUAUAGAUGUCGAUCCGAGCUUGGCGCCACUUUUCUUCUCAGAAAACGUUGUCUCAACAUACUUCGGCGUGGCAUUUUUGACUGUCAUACUCUACAACGCUAGCAAGAUGACUAUAUGGGCCAAUGCUUUAUGCAGUGAGUGGCUUAACGUCGUACAACAUAAUAGCUGGUUUAUUCUAUCGUCAGAUUUCAUGAUAGUCGUGCUAAUCGAUUAUAUUCUACUACUUCGUGUAUUGCCGUUAUACGACCAGAGCAAGAGGCUUUCGAUUUGCCUCAAAUUACUUCUUACGGCAGAAGUAUGCACUGGCCUUAGCAUACUUAUUUAUGGGACUUCAAAGCUAGGCAUUGUUGUUGGACGUCUUGCACCUGGUGUUCAAUUUUGCGCAUUUGAUAAUGACCCUGUGCAGAUCCUGGGAAUUAUCUCGUGGUAA